UGCAAGAUGAGUCCUCUUUCCCUCUCCAUCCCCCUUGCCCUGGCGCCUGAGAAACAGAGCAUCCCCAUGGCAACAGCGGCAGCUGGUCCCUUGAUAAGAGGAGCUGGAGCCGGGCAGCAGCAGACACUGCCACUGAGGAGCCGGCCCAGCUUCAGGGAGGAAGCGCUUCCUCCAUCACUCGCCUUCACAUCUCGGCACCUGCACUGACUGUGCUGGAGAAGAAAUCCACACAGCAGCCCUCCUUUGAUGAUGUCCACUGAGCAAAUGCAGCCACUCGAGCUCUCCGAAGACAGACUGGACAAGCUCGACCCUCAUUGUGGCCACUUGGAUGAUCUUUCAGACCAGUUUAUUAAGGACUGUGAGCUCAAAAAGAAGCCAAGAAAAGGCAAAAAUGCACAAGUCGCCCUGAAUGUCGAGUCAGACCAGAAAAAACCAAGGAGGAAAGAUACACCGGCCCUGCACAUCCCACCUUUCAUACCAGGUGUGUUCUCAGAACAUUUAAUUGAAAGAUAUGAUGUCCAAGAGAGACAUCCAAAGGGCAAAAUGAGUCCAGCUCUUCAUAACACUGACCUGGAACAGAAAAAGCCAAGGAGAAAAGACACACCUGCCCUGCACGUGUCCCCCUUCGCAGCAGGUGUGACACUGCUCAGGGACGAGCAACCCAAAGUGAUCGUGGAAGAUGAUGAAAAGGAUGGUGACAAGAUAGCUAUUUAAAGAUAUUUCCCCCAAGACCACUUGUAAAAUAGGUUAGAUUGGUUCCCUAUGGUAACCUAGAAAAAAUAGAGUUGUUUCUGCUCUCAUUUUGUCAUAGUCUGCCUUUAAGACCCAGACACCUUUUCCCCAGGAGGCAUCCUUUAUCAGAUUGCCAGUCACCUCUUUGUCUCUCUCUUCUCCCUUGAAUCUGGUUUCUGUCCCCACCUCUUAAAGUUUCAUUUUCUGAUGGGAUGGAAAGGAAGCAGAUCAUCCUAACUUGGGAAGUAACAGGGAAAGCUGUCGUGCUCAGCGUCUGCAUCUUCCCGAUCGAUUCCUGAAGCAAAGAACAUGGAUAACAUGGGAAUCCUUUGUUUCCAGGUUUGUGCUGCUGAGCAGGACUCGAUUUCACAUCAUCCAAAUGCCAGUUCAGGUGGGGGCUCCCUGCUGCCAGGUAGUGACGUGGAAAUGUUUGGGUUCUAACUCACUGAUUGUUUUGGAGAACAUGGUCUUUUAUUGCUUUUAUCCUGUCUUACGAGCCCACGUGUCUCUGAUGACAUACCUACCUGAGAUCCUCGUAACUGAUUCCCUACAAGUGAAUAUAGAAGCUGGAGGAGUCAACCCAGGCAACCAUGCCUUGGCUGAAAAUACCACAGAUAGAGUGCGCUGGUCUAUCUGGGAAGCUUAACAAUAUACCCCAUUUACUUAAAAAAAAAUUCUUAACCAUGUUGUCCUGAACUUUGUGCAUUGUGCCACAAGUGAACUAUUACUGAUGACAGGUAAAAUGCCAAUGUUUGUGAUGAAUUUGCUUUUAAAAAGCUUAAUUGAGGUCCAUGGAAGUCCGUUCCUAUACUUUUAGCAUUCUCACUUAUUUAGACCCCAACAUGCUUUCUUGGGUGAGAGGGAAAGACGUGUGUUAGCUAGUGAGUGGGGGUCUAAAUAUGCCCCCUGCCCCAGCCUGCAGCCCGUGCUGCUGUGGAAAGGCUUUGCACCAGGGCCUCGUCCACCAGGUGACGGACGUGGGGAGAAAAGAAACCUAUUGUUCAAAAGUAUAAGGGUGGAUAUUCAAACAGAUCCUGCCUAAAAGUGAUCAUUUGGAAGUUCUGUGUAUACCCUGACUCCGACAGUUUAUUAAUCCCUUCUGUCUGUCUUUCUGUCCUUCUCACAAAUGUGGGAAAGAUGCUAGA
Vicugna pacos (alpaca) is the source of this 1877-nucleotide messenger RNA. It is a transcript of the gene PPP1R17, whose product is annotated as protein phosphatase 1 regulatory subunit 17. Gene Ontology annotation, molecular function: protein serine/threonine phosphatase inhibitor activity. NCBI's taxonomy places the organism in Eukaryota, Metazoa, Chordata, Mammalia, Artiodactyla, Camelidae. Gene Ontology annotation, biological process: regulation of phosphatase activity. The record is from RefSeq and is a predicted model, not a curated record.